Coffea eugenioides is the source of this 1352-nucleotide messenger RNA. Its product is annotated as receptor kinase-like protein Xa21. The record is from RefSeq and is a predicted model, not a curated record. The transcript is spliced from 3 exons. NCBI's taxonomy places the organism in Eukaryota, Viridiplantae, Streptophyta, Magnoliopsida, Gentianales, Rubiaceae. Gene Ontology annotation, biological process: protein phosphorylation. The coding region runs from base 13 to 1119 and encodes 368 amino acids. Gene Ontology annotation, molecular function: ATP binding; protein kinase activity.
GUUCUCGGUGCAAUGUUGUUAUAUUUCUUGGUAUAUCAUAAAGGAGAAAGAAGAAUGGUGGCAGGAUUCUCUAGCAUGCCCCCAAGAAUCGAUGAGCUCUUGCGGCUUUCUUACCAUGAACUUCUUCGUGCAACUUCUGGAUUUUCACCAGAAAACUUAAUUGGUUCAGGAAAUUUUGGAGCUGUCUACAAAGGAAGGCUAGAAAAACAUGGCAACAAGCUUGUAGCAGUCAAAGUUCUUGAUCUUCAAAAGAACGGAGCUUCGAAAAGUUUUAAGGCUGAGUGCAAAGCAUUGAGAAAUAUUCGCCAUAGAAACCUCGUUUCUAUCGUGAGUUAUUGCUCCAGUAUUGAUUCCAGGGGUGAUGAAUUCAAAGCUCUAGUCUAUGAGUUCAUGGAAAAUGGAAAUCUGGACCUGUGGCUGCAUCCUUCAGGGACAACUGAUCAGGCAACAAGCUCAAGAAGUCUUAAUCUUUCUCGGAAGCUAAAUAUUGCAAUCGAUGUAGCUUCAGCAUUGCAGUAUCUUCACGACCACUGCGAAGCUGAGAUUGUUCACUGUGAUCUAAAACCAAGUAAUAUUCUUCUUGACAAUGAUCUUGUUGCUCAUGUGGGUGAUUUUGGAUUGGCAAGGCUUCUCCCAAAACCCGUCAACACUUCUUCCGAACAAAGAACCAGCAGUACCAUUGCCAUAAAAGGAUCAAUCGGUUAUGCAGCUCCAGAGUAUGGAAUGGGUCUUGCGGCAUCAACUCAGGGGGAUGUCUACAGCUACGGCAUUCUUUUGCUAGAGAUGAUUACAGGAAGGAGGCCAACAGAUGAUAUAUUCGUGGGUGACCUUGAUCUACAUAACUAUGUUAAUGGGGCUUUGCAUGAACGAGUUUCUGAGAUAGUGGACCCGUUGCUUCUUCUUGAAGGAGAUGAAAACAGAAAUAUGACUCCUGGAGGGGAAACUAUUUAUGGUGGAAGAGAGAUAGAGUGCAUUAUUUCCCUAUUGAAAAUUGGACUCAAGUGCUCUGCAAGAUUACCAAAUGAUAGGAUGCAUAUGAAUGAAGUUGUCAGAAAAUUACAUCUCAUUAAAGAUGUUUUCCUUGGUGUCAGGGUGCAUCAAGAAAAUCUUGAAGCUUAAUAUCUACAGCUGCUUACAGGUCUGAAUCUCCAAGCUGAAGUUGUUAAUGGGGUGAGCUAAUGAAGAAGACACCUUCGGCUUUUUAUUUGAAAAUAAAAAUAAAUGGAUGCUCUUCUUUAUAAGAAUUGGAUGUUCUGGGAGGCAGUCAAUUGGUUCAAUUCUGCUUGAACAUCUUAAUGCUUCCAUAUUAUGCUUGAAUAAUAUGCAACACAUUAUACUUACAAUGCAUAGUC